Messenger RNA from Lachancea fermentati, 504 nucleotides. Lineage: Eukaryota; Fungi; Ascomycota; Saccharomycetes; Saccharomycetales; Saccharomycetaceae. The record is from the annotation of a GenBank genome assembly.
AUGAAGUUUUCUGCCACAAUUUUAGGAGCUACCGUUUUGGCUGCUGGUGCUGUCAACGCUGCUUCCAGUGUUGAGGAGGUUGCAACCACUAAGACAAUCACUGCUACAAACGGAAGUGUUGUGUACACUAAGGUUGUUACUGACACUGCUGAUCCUGUCGUUACCUACAGUACCACAAGAACAACCACGUAUACUACUGGUGAUGCUACAUAUGUGAAGACUUAUACGGAAGGCCCAGACAGCACUUCUGAGAGUAGCACUGUUAAGACCAUUACCGCAACUAACGGAAGCAACACUUACGAAAAGACCGUGACGGAGGCCGUGACGUCGUCGGCUAGUUCCUCAAGCUCUUCCAGCAGUGCAUCAUCUGCCAGCUCUUCUGCUAGCUCUUCUUCUAGUUCUGCUAGCUCCUCUUCCACCUCCUCCGGUGGUGUCGAAGGACUUUUCAACAGCGCUAACGUGGGUGGAGCCAUGUUCGUUGCUUUCGCUUCCCUACUUAUUUAG